Messenger RNA from Mesoplodon densirostris (Blainville's beaked whale), 1295 nucleotides. It is a transcript of the gene RNF223, whose product is annotated as ring finger protein 223. Bases 150 to 908 code for a protein of 252 amino acids. Gene Ontology annotation, biological process: protein ubiquitination. Lineage: Eukaryota; Metazoa; Chordata; Mammalia; Artiodactyla; Ziphiidae. The record is from RefSeq and is a predicted model, not a curated record. Gene Ontology annotation, molecular function: ubiquitin protein ligase activity. The transcript has 2 exons.
ACAGCGGCCAGGCAGUGCACAGGCCGGCCUGGCCUGGAGGGGAAGGACCCAGCGCUGCCCGGACGAGUGAGCUCGGGGCCUCAACCUGGCCGUGCCAGCCAAGAGGGUCGUGCCCGGGCCCCGCUGACCCCGGCUACCAGCCCAGGACCAUGUCAUCAGGCCCGCAGGUGUGGCACACGGCCACGCCGCCUGCCGGCAGGAGCAGACCCACAGCCACAGUGCCCAGGUCCCCCGGCUCGGCCGGCAGCCCCAGGUCCCCUGGCACCCCUGGAUCAGAGAAAGUGGCCUCCCCCCUGGAGUGCUCCAUCUGCUUCUCGGGCUACGACAACAUCUUCAAGACACCCAAGGAGCUCUCCUGCACCCAUGUCUUCUGCUUGGAGUGCCUUGCACGGAUGGCAGCCACCCAGCCCGCAGGCCAGCCGGGCAGCGAGGCCGUGCCCUGCCCGUUCUGCCGGCGGCCCACGGCCAUGCCCGCUGCCGGGGCCCCCGCGCUGCACACCAGCCGCCAGCUGCAGGCUCGGAUGCCGGCACACCUGCGGCGGGAAGAGCCCGUGUGGCUGGAGGGCACCAAGCUGUGCUGCCGCCUGCCGCCUUCUGCGCCUGGCCCUGUGGCGCCUGGCUUCGUGUAUGUGGACGUGAGCCCGAGCAAGCCCGCCACGCCCACAGCGCCCGUGCCCACCCCGGGCCCUGCCCGCCGUCGGGGCUGCCUGGCCCGCUGCUGGGCGCACCGCAGCGACUGGAAGCGCGCGGCACUCAUCGCGGCGCUGCUGUUUGUGCUCUUCUGCGUGGUGCUCUGGCCCGUGCAGUGCGCGCUCAGGACCGGGAGCCUGCACUGCCUCCCCCGGCCGCCCCCCGCCGCCGCCACAGCCGCCACCACCUUCUCGCUUGGGUCCCUGGCUGACAGCUAGGGUUACCACCCCCAUCCCCGGGAUCCCAGAGGAGCCCCCUGGGAUCUCUGAGGAACCCAUACCCGGUUCGGCACACCUGCCCCCCGCUCUCUGGCCCUGGCUCCUAUCGGGUGGACAAAAUGGUCCCCCGAGCUCCCAGGGAUCACAGAUCCCUUUGGGCCCCAGAGGCCGCCCUCCAAACUUCCAUCUUGCAGAUGGGGAGACUGAGGUCCAGGAGAGAGCUUGGCGAGGCCCCCUCCCCGUACACACUGUGAAUCGCCCGCAAGACCAGCCCCUUGCUGAAAAGGGAGCGGGCUCGCCAUCUUUCUUUUAUUUUCACAUUUCGCCCACGGCUCCUCCCUUCCCCAGGCAGGGCUGGCCCCUCCCCUUGGGUGGCCAGGGGGACAG